AUGUCGAGGGCCCCCCAUCACCAGCAUUCGCGGUCUUUCCCGCACAACAAUCCCCAUCUCCGUAUUCCCUCUAUAUCUUCUGCACCCCUAGCACCGCCCACUCUCAAUAUCAUUGCCCCCCGCUCCCCUGGGCCCAGGCUCACUAUUCCUGCAGACACGCCACCGCCAUCUGCUCUUUCGCCACUAAGUCCACUCUCGCCUCCAAGCCCGGUCCCAACUCGCGGUCGUACUCCCAACCUUUCCUUGGAUAUCACCGCACUUACCGUUGCGAGCGGCCCAAAUUCAGCCAGUGUAAGCUCAGCACAGGCAUCUCCACUCAUGAGUGCUGCCACUCUUGUGUUCAACGGGGGGAUCAACAGCCAAACGAUGUUGCACCCCAACUAUCUCAACGCGCCUCAGAGCUCGCAAACUCAGACUCAGAGUCCCGUUCAACAGAAUGGCCUGUUCACAUUCGACAUGCAGACCAACGUCACAUCCCACACCUCUACGUCAGGACACAGCCGGAAGCGAAGUGUUUCCGGAGAGCCGCGGAACGAGAGUCCUACCAGGCCCAACACCGGGUCAGGAGAUUCAUUUGAUUUCCUCACCUCACUGAUGGGCGGGUAUGAUAUGCCUAUGUCCAACGGCGUGAGCCCGAAUGCGACUGGGACAGGAAGUGGUAGCCCAACCACCACUUCAGACCCUGAGCCAGAUGUCGACAUGGACGGCGAUUUCAAGGACAUUGAUAUGGGGAAUGGUGUGUUCGGGGGUCCAGGUCCCGGCUCGUCUAAUGCAAAGCCGAGCAAUAACAAUUUCGUGACGAAGCUCUUCCAGUACGACCUUUGUCGUUAUGGCUAUAUUGGUAAUUUUUCGAGUUUCGUUCGUCAGCUUAAUAUGUAUGGUUUCCACAAAGUCAACAAGACUCCACGUUCGCAACGCACUUCGCAAGAUAACCAAACAUGGGAAUUCUCUCACCCCAAAUUCCUCAAGGGUCGAGUUGACUUGCUCGAUCAGAUCAAACGCAAAGCCCUCGACAAUGAACCUCCUGGUCGUAACACUCGAGUCGAAUUACCUGCCGAGGUCGCCACCCAGCUUAGGAGAAUGGUUCAGGAGCACCAGAGCUUGAAACAUGCUUUGGCCGAGGAGCGUGCACGAGUUGAAGGGUUGACCGAUGUGGUGAAGAUGCUGUAUGAUAUUGUCGCAACUACUCACCCUGGACAGAUGCCCGGUCAAUUCCCUACGGACCUGCUCGAUCCUAGCGAGAACCCGCCUAUUUAUAUCACAUCCCCACCUGAAUCCCCACUCCCGCCACCGUUCUCCCUUUCUAAUGGUGGUACUGGUACGUUUGCGUACUCGCCCACGUCUUCACCCACCUCACCCGACUUUCCCCAACCCCAAGAUGGACGGGGCCAUGUCAAACGCAUCCGCGUGGAAGAAUCGAGCUUCCCGGCCGGACUUGGUCUUGACCACGGCAUGAACCAUCACCAUUCGCAACAUCAGGCGAGCCAAGAUGGGGCCCGCCGGCUCCUGCGAGCCCGGAGUGACUCAGCUCCACAUGGAAUGGGUCUAGGCCAUUACCUGACUAGCGCGAUUCCUCAGCAAGGCCGCCCAAGAAGUGGGUCUAGUCUGUCCGGAUAUCAGCCCCAAGCCCAACCGGGAGGCGUCAAGGACGAAUACUCCCUGAGUGGCAUGGGUUUGGAUUUGGGUAUGUAG
Molecule: messenger RNA, 1692 nt
Organism: Rhizoctonia solani
Lineage: Eukaryota; Fungi; Basidiomycota; Agaricomycetes; Cantharellales; Ceratobasidiaceae
Product: HSF-type DNA-binding domain protein
Exons: 5
Coding region: 1-1692 (563 amino acids)
Biological process (GO): regulation of DNA-templated transcription
Molecular function (GO): DNA-binding transcription factor activity; sequence-specific DNA binding
Source: RefSeq, a predicted model, not a curated record